This is a messenger RNA of Wyeomyia smithii (pitcher-plant mosquito), 559 nucleotides long. RefSeq names its product adult cuticle protein 1-like. The coding region runs from base 151 to 489 and encodes 112 amino acids. The transcript has 2 exons. The record is from RefSeq and is a predicted model, not a curated record. NCBI's taxonomy places the organism in Eukaryota, Metazoa, Arthropoda, Insecta, Diptera, Culicidae.
CUAUGUUUUGUUCUUUUGCCAUCUGUUAAGAAUGAUUUUUCGCUAUAUAAACCACAUGCUACCAACUUCUACAGUAACAGUUCACUCGUCAACGCAGUUGAAAACUAUUCGUUAAACCUAUCCUUCGCAGGAAUCCUUAAAUCAAUAAUCAUGAAGUGCAUCGCAGCUGUAGUCAUGAUGGCCAUCGCCCUGACCGUUGUUGAAGGAUCCGCGUACAGCUACGCCCCAGCGCUGGCUUACUCCCUACCGUACGCCCAUCAAUAUGCCGCCGCUCCCUGGGGAUACGCUGCCCCCUGGGAACAACUUGCUUACACUGCCGCCGCUUAUCCAACCGCUUACUAUCACCAGCCCGCUGUUCCCGUCGUGCUAGCCCAGAAGGAAGCUCGGUAUCUGGCCGCCAACCGUGGUGCCAUUCACGAUGCUCCCCUUCCCGGACAUGCCAUCUCCCAGCAGUCGCUUAACUUGGAGCCGGCGCCGGGAACGCUGUAAGUUUGUAGGAGUAACCAAAAAGGCAAUCGUGAUACACAUAAAUUUAAAUACAUAAAUUGUUCGAACUGAA